UCCGCCCCACCUCUCCCACCCUUUGUUCCCCCCUUCCUUAAAAAUGCUGCCUCGGUGCAUGUCCCUCGCUCAUAUCAUCCGAGGCCUCGCUUCAAUAUGGACUGUGCACUGCUGCUGCUCUUCUCCCUGUGGGCUCUGGCUGGGACGGUGACCCCGCAGGACUCGGGGUCCUGUCCGGAGAGACUUCUGGGAGACGAGAGGAGGAGGACGUGUCCCCGGCACUGCAAAACCGACAAAGACUGUGGCGGCAAACGCCAGUGUCUGUGUGACGGCCAGUGUGGUCUCAGCUGUGUGGCUCCAGGUCGCACUUGUCCCUGGCCUCUACCCCCCGGCGGCAACUCGGAGGCUCGCCUCCUCUCUCCCACCCACUCCUUCUCUGCCCUGCUGGAAGUGCGCUGCAAGCCGGGAUUCAAGCUGCCCAGUGGGCUGGAUGUCACCAUCCGCCGUUGUCAGGGUGACCGGCAGUGGAGUGGAGAUGAACCCAUCUGCACAGAGGCUCAGUCAGCCGGACCUGCGGCUGCCCCCACCUGCCCUCUGCCCGAGGAAGUCACCUCAACCUUCAGCAUCCAGGGCAGCUCUGCAGUGGGAACCUCCAUCCACUACAGCUGCCUGUCUGGGGCUCAGAUAGUAGGGAGCAGUGAGAAUGUCUGUCAGGAUAAUCAGACCUGGCUGUAUCCUCACCCCACCUGCGAAAAGGUGUUCUGUCAGCCCCCCGAGGAGGUGGAGCAGGGCUAUGUGGUGGCUGUCCAGAAGACUGAAUAUGAAGUCGGUUUCGAUAUCCACUAUCUGUGCAAGAAGAGCUUCCUGCUGGACGGACCCCAAAAGAUCACCUGCCUGCCCAACGGGAGCUGGAGCGCCCCUCCACCACACUGCAGAGCUCGCUGUCUCAUCCCUGCUGAGCGGAGCCGUGUGGUGAUUGGCGGAGUGAAGCGCUGGCCAUUUGAUGUUACGGAUGCCAUGGUCCCCCACGGAGAAAACGUGACGUUCUUCUGCAAACACCCUCGGAAGCAGUGCAGCUUCACCGCAACUCAGGCCUGCUUCGACGGAAAGCUGCAGCCGCCGGCCUGCUACCUUGAGCCCACAUGGCUGCAGUACAAACUCUUCCCUCACCGACUGGUCUCAGAAAUUGAAGGAUGCGAGCCCGGUGAUUUGGAGUAAUGAUCUCCCAACGCUCCUGACACCAUGCCACAACACGAACACUUCCUGAGACACUCCAGCUCCCCAUCAGCUCCACUUUAACCAUCUGUGCAACGAUUAUGGUCUGUCACAUGGGGACAUAUAUAUGCUUUCAGCCCCGGUGGCUCAAACACCCGGGCUGUCUGUCUUUGCUUGUGGCCUUGUGUGUUUUGAACCCAGCGCUUGGCCUUUGUCUCUGUCCUGCAUGCUGUCAAACUGCAGGCACACUGUAGACUCCUCCAAAGUAUUCCUUUGAUUCUUGAACCAAUUGCAGACUGUAGAUGCAACACCAUAGGCCUCUGUGAUGAUGUGUGUAUAAUGCAUCAGCACGUGCUACUCCGCUUACCCAGUGAUAUAUCCAUGUAAUGAUGUAUUCCUCUAAUAAUGAUCGACUCUGUGAUGUUUCACUGUGUGACCUGCCUCUCCCUUUAAACCUGACGCAUCGAGUCCUUUGGCUUGUA
Salarias fasciatus (jewelled blenny) is the source of this 1637-nucleotide messenger RNA. It is a transcript of the gene ntd5, whose product is annotated as ntl-dependent gene 5. The transcript has 8 exons. NCBI's taxonomy places the organism in Eukaryota, Metazoa, Chordata, Actinopteri, Blenniiformes, Blenniidae. Gene Ontology annotation, molecular function: peptidase inhibitor activity. Bases 97 to 1158 code for a protein of 353 amino acids. Gene Ontology annotation, cellular component: extracellular region. The record is from RefSeq and is a predicted model, not a curated record.